Messenger RNA from Gasterosteus aculeatus aculeatus (three-spined stickleback), 1242 nucleotides. RefSeq names its product tropomyosin 2 (beta) (gene tpm2). The record is from RefSeq and is a predicted model, not a curated record. NCBI's taxonomy places the organism in Eukaryota, Metazoa, Chordata, Actinopteri, Perciformes, Gasterosteidae.
UCCUCGGGCUGUUCAGUCCACCUCCGUCCCCCGUCAGACCUCCAUCUCCGUCCGGACUAACCGAGCGCACUUCUACGUCUACUGAGAGAGCAACGCCCGAAGAAACAUGGAGGCCAUCAAGAAGAAAAUGCAGAUGCUGAAGCUGGAUAAGGAGAACGCGAUAGACCGGGCCGAGCAGGCUGAGGGGGACAAGAAAGGAGCGGAGGACAAGUGCAAGCAGCUGGAGGAGGAGCUGUUGGGUCUGCAGAAGAAGCUGAAAGGAGUGGAGGAUGAGCUGGACAAGUACUCUGAGUCGCUGAAGGAUGCCCAAGAGAAGCUGGAGCAAGCAGAGAAAAAGGCUACAGAUGCUGAGGCAGAGGUGGCGUCUCUAAACAGGCGUAUCCAGCUGGUGGAGGAGGAGUUGGACCGAGCUCAGGAGAGACUGGCUACUGCUCUCCAGAAGCUGGAAGAGGCUGAAAAAGCUGCAGAUGAGAGCGAGAGAGGAAUGAAGGUCAUAGAGAACAGAGCAUCAAAAGAUGGGGAAAAAAUGGAAAUCCAGGAGAUGCAGCUGAAAGAGGCCAAACACAUCGCUGAGGAGGCCGACCGCAAAUAUGAGGAGGUUGCUCGUAAACUGGUGAUCCUGGAGGGUGAUCUGGAGCGCUCAGAGGAGCGGGCCGAGGUGGCCGAGGCGAGAGUGAGGGAGCUGGAGGAGGAGCUCAGACUUAUGGACCACAAUUUGAAGUCUGUGAUGUGCGGAGAGGAAGAGUACUCACAAAAGGAGGACAAAUAUGAGGAAGAAAUAAAAGUUCUUACCGACAAACUGAAGGAGGCUGAGACGCGCGCAGAGUUCGCAGAGAGAUCUGUGGCCAAGCUGGAGAAGACCAUCGAUGACUUGGAAGAUGAGGUGUAUGCUCAGAAGCUGAAGGGCAAGGCUCUCAGUGAGGAGCUGGACCUGGCCCUCAACGACAUGACUACGCUGUAGCUGCUCUUUCACUUCCUCUUUGCUCCUUCCUGUCUGAGAUAUUCUCCACCUGCUUCUUGUUGUUUUGUUUCAUUCCACAGUGGUAUCAGGGACUGGAAGAUUCUAGAAAUGCAAUGUGCCGAAUCCACCCGCCUGUGUUACACAGCACUAGUCUUUGUACAGGGUUAAGUUAUUGCUCCCCCAGUCACUGCUGUGUGUCUGCAGGUUCAAUUAGUUAACAUCUUCUCUUUAUUGAAUAUUCCCCCUCUGUAAUAAAUGUAUUAAAGCUCUGUCUACUUUUC